CUGAAGUUGUCUGCAGUGGCUCUACUUUGUGUAGUUUCGUGGUUUCGGAACAAAAAACCAAAACUUGGCGCCAACGGUUGCGCCCAUUUACUUAUUUCCGGGGCAUAGCGGCAAGAAGGCGUUCACCGAAGCAACGUCGUCGAUGAACGAGGGGGCUUGUUGUGCUCUUGUGUAGCUUUUCUUCCAGAGUCCGACAGUUUGAGGAUGGCGGCUAUCGCGACGCAGCGGUAUCGUGAUCUUCGGAGCUAAUGAUCAAGUUCUUGUAAAUGCAACCCUGCUGGACAAUCGAUAUUCGCCAGAAGUAGGGGCUUUUUGUUUUUGACGCAACAUUCGUCGCCUGAGACCGAGUCGAAUUGAAAGCUAAAACGCAAAAGCGGCAGCGGGCGGCCAAACCAACCGUCACAGGAAGCGCUUGGUCAACACUGCCAGCUGCAUGUCGACUUCUUCAAUGCUGCAGAACAGUUCCAGCAGCGGGCUGUCUCCGGACCGCAACCGAAGCUCUGGAGCUGCAGCUGCAGCAAAUAUUAAAACGACCAUGACCUCCACAACUUCGCAGCAGCACAAGAAAGACGUGACUCUCCCGCACCCGGGUGCUGUACAACUAGUCCCCGCCCGGUCCGCCAGUCCCACUGCGAGCAUCGGCGUGGCCAACCGGUCUUUCAACUACGGCAUCGCGAUCUCGCGGUUCUCGGACGCUGCGAAGCUUCUGCCCGCACACCUCGGCCCCGUGUUCGACGGCACAAAAAAGCAGAUCACCUACCGAAAGGAGCUGAUCGAAGGUUUGGGCGUAUUACCGCACCACGUACAGCACCUGGCAGCUGUUACGACCGCGGCCUCGCCGUCCUCCGCUUCUGGUUCUUUAUCUUCCUCGUCGCCAGCAACAGGAGCGGCAGCCUUACCACCUCGCGUCACCAACAUUUUAGUCUACGGAGAAGCCGAUGCGGGGAAGAGCAGCCUAGUGUGGCACGAGAGCGACGGCAUUUGCGCCCGGAUCGCGCACGCGUAUUUGCGGCAAACGACGUUGAUCGUGGAAUGUGUGGAGCUGGGGUCGACUUUCGCCACGGAUUUGCUGGAUCAUGUCGUGGUGAAGGGAGGUGGGGUCGAUCUGGUGCAGGCCGGAGAAGGGGAUGGUAAUAAAGCCAAUAAAGGGCGGAUACUUAGAAUUUCGGUUCUGCGGUUCACUAAAACUUGAAGUGUAGUACGUUCCUCUGCGCCGUAUUUGCUUCUAGAACAAAGAUGAUGAGGCUCAUCUACAAAUUUCAUCAGUUUUUAAUACUAGCCGCCGCACUUCUUUACUAACGGUACGUACCGCUCUCGCUUUCUCCAAUGAAGAAAUGCGACUCAGUUAAAUUUCCUCUCAGGUGUUCCUCCCCGCCCGACCGGCGUUCGCGUGUCCAAUGUGGAAGACCUGCGGCGCGUGAUGCGGCUCGCGCACUGUCGGCGCGUGUGGAGCGAGACCACGCACGACUCGGCGAAGCGGCGCGCCGUGGCGUUUUCCAUGUACACCUCAGAGAAUACCAAGAUUCGGGUCAUUGACUGUCUAUCACACAGAAAAAAGCAGGCAGGUCAUAUGUGUAAUGCAAAAACACACGCGCAAAAGAAAAAGAUCUGCACUGCAUGCCUCAAACAGCAUGCUAUGGGGCCGUCCAUGACAAAUUUUUAUGUGUAGUUAUUUUUGCAUUACAAAUACGACCUGCCGGCUUUUUUCUCUGGGAUACUGACCCAGCUGCGACAAGGACCACUUGGCGGACCUGGCCGACCUGGAUCACUUGUUCGAGCGUCUGAGCCUCGGGCAGCCGGUGCAAUUUUCGUCAGAUGGUGCGACGACUUCUUCAUCUAGCACUUCUGGACGGGUUGAGACGCCGUUUCUGGAAACGGUGAAAGAGGGGCUGGCGCGGAAUGGACGGACCUUCGCGAUCUUGGUCGUUGGAAACAAAUCGGAGGCACUGUAUCACAGGAAAAAGUGUUUAAAUGAACGGAAAAAUUCGAACUUGCAAUGCGGUAGGUGCCCGACAUGCCCAAAUUUAUCAUGCAACAUAGCAUGCGCGCUAGGUACAAUUUGCCAUGCAUCGCCGCAAACUAUGAAAAGAACCGAUACCGUUAGCACUACUUUUUGGCGUGAUGCACUAAUGUCGAAGACCUUGAAGUUCGCGGAGUUCUGCCACAAAGUGCGGGAGCAGACCAGGUUCCGCUCUGUCGGGUUGCCGACGGUGCGAGUGGUAUCCCAGGAAAAAACUGUUUCACUGUGACGAUUUUGGAAGAUCUGCGUCACAAGUUUGUUACACAUGACAGAGGAAACUUGUCAUGCGUGCUUCCUAAGGGAAAACACAGCCAAAAAUCCAAUGUCUUGCAUGUGUAGCAAGACAAACACAUUUGCGUUCCGUUCUAUGCAUCACAAGUUCACAGCGACACAGUUUUUUCUUGUGAUGAGUGGCGCUACCGUUUCAAUGUUGCGACCUGCCGGAAGAAAACCCGCGGAACAUGGAUACAGGUACCUAUCUUGACGUGGAAGAGCCCAACUCGUUCGGUCAUGUUCUUGGCUCUUCCUGCAUAUAAAAAUGUGAUUGACUUACUUCACACUCACGCACUCUUCUUCCGCUUCCGCAUCUAAUUUUAAGUUUAGCUCUUUCGCCCCCUGGCCCUGCAAGAAGAUCAUCAUGAUAUUAUUUUGCUUGCCAUGUUGACUCGGACUCCUGAACCUGAUGUCAUUCUCAUUUUCAACAGUCGAACGCGGCGGUAUUCUGUACAUGCGGAACCUGCACCGGGAGGAGCACCUGAGCAGCCUGUUGAAGGUGGAACUUUCGGAGCAGCUUUCCUGCUCCGUCGGCGGCAAUCCGGGGAAUGACUUGGUGCUCUGCGGCCUACCGGCUUUUUUGUAUCGCAUCCGGUUUCUGGCGAAACAGGCUGCGGUAGAACUGGACCCACUGGCCACGGACUCGCACAAGUACCUGCGCGUCAACGGCAUGAAGCAAGCGGGAGUGGGACAAGAACCCAUUCUGGUCUAUGUUGGGGACCAAAUUCAGCUGGCGGAAACGUAUUUGCGGCGCUUAAGCUCAAUAAAAAAGAAAUUCAAUUUAUGUAGCUCUCUCAGCUAAUUAUUUAGUGCAACAAAAGCUAUGAAUUGUGCAUCUACUUCUUGUCUUUGUUCCGGUCGAUGUUAUUUCGUUCAAAAAUUGCGCACCUGGAGGUGAUUUUUAUCCACCUGACGAACUAAUUAGUAAUUCCUCGUUGCAGGAGUUACAACGUAUCAACAACAUCAACAUCUAUCAAGUAUCUGUCUAGGUACUUUUUCGAGUUUUAUUUUGGGCAAGAGCGCGGGAAGGACGUGAUAUUACAGCCGGCCCACGCCGAAGAUCCGGAUAGCAUCGGGGAGAAAAUUGAGCUGCUGAACUUGAUGCAAAGCAAGGAAACCUUCGAGCUGGCCCCGGGUGGUCGCGUGCGCGUCUUUCCGCACAGUCCGGGGGAACACAAGGCCAAAUCGGGUGGAGGUCCACCCACCGUCGCGGGAGUCACGAAGAACACACUCGGCAGAAGCGAGUUCUUGGCAAAGUGAGAUUUUUUAUGGACGAAUUCUACGAUGCCGAUCAUACGUAAAUUAAGUUUAAGAAGAAAAGAUUGUAUAAUAUUUGAUUUUCCGUGUUGACCUUGUAUCAGUAGUGAUUUUUUCUGCUCGCGUCGUGGCAGGACAAGGGCACUUGAUAGUGUGAAAUUGAAUUUGAAAGUUUUCUGUAAAAUACAGGUACUACACAAUCUGCGACGGGCUGUAUUCCGAUUCGAACGCGACGGUAUCCAAAGUGAUCGCCGACGAGACGCUCAUUUCCUCAACGUACUCCCACGGAGGAGGUGUUCUUGCAACGUCCUCGCUCCACGGCGGACCGCCUCCGAAACACCGGCCCGGCGCAGCUCCGACCAGUACCUUCUUACCCACGUCCCGACUGACGAGUCCCAGUCCGCUAUCCUGAGUAAAAACGUACCCACACCAUAGUUAGUUGUCAUGCAAAUCUGCAUGCUUAAAAUGUUUGUCAUGCGGAGCCCUAUGAGAAGCAUUUUCUAAGGGUGUUUUGAAAUUUGUCAUGCUCCAAUCAGCAUGAGAGACUAGGUCUGUAAUGCUGCUGAACUAGCUCAAACAGCACUACACUACGCGUCCAAAUUUGUCAUGCGAAACAAGCAAAGUUGGCCGAUUUGUCUAGCAGAUUUUCCAUCUUGACUCUGGUGUGGGGACGUUUUCACUCAGGAUAUCCGCACCCCCAGCCACCGGUGAACUUCAUUCAGUCGGAGCAGCUGUUAUCCAGGAAAAAACACCCAUCCACAUCCAAUUUGUCAUGCAAAACAUACAUAAAGUUCUGUGCUUGUCAUGCAGAAAUUGGAUGUGGAUUGGAUUGGUUUUUUUCUGGGGAUAGCUGUUAUCCCAGUCAUCCACCUCGUUAUCUGUCUCACGAUCAAGGAAUCCUCGCAAAGGCGCGAAGCGCGUCAGCCCGGCGGACGAACCGCCACUCAACGCCUUGCAGAGUCCCUUCCACACACACAACGCCGUUUUGGUACCGACGCUGUCGCCAGGACGGGAGAAAUUGUUCCGAGCAACUUCUUCUACGUCGGUGCAGCCUGUUGCAAUAUUAAAUGCGGGGGGCGGUGGGUCCUCGUCCUCGUCGAAUUAUGCAAAUUCGUCUGGGAAGAGCGUGAUCCAGACCGUUAUUCAUCCGCCGUCUGCGAUGGUGGUACAACAACCGCAGCUGCAUCAGAGGAUUCCGAGCCCCAGAGGCGGGGGAAUCGAUUUGGUGAACGGAGAAGUGUGUAGCUUCAGGGAACAAGGUGGAACCUCUGGGCAACAGAAACUGCUGCCCCAAUACAAUCAAAACUUUCUCCACCAUAAUUCCACCACCAGCAGUGUCGCCAGUUCAUCGACGUCGCGAGGAGCGCGACACCACCCGCCCCCGAAGCUGGCGCUGACGCAGCCGAAUCUGACUUUGUCGUGCAGUCAGUCUGCAAAGCUGGAUACCAGUGGCUUGCUGUCGGAGACCAAUACCUCCGAAAAUAACCCGCAAAACCGCUCCGCCAUCACGGACGGCGGGGCUGGGAUCGCGUUCGGCAGCGCGGCGGCCACGGGGUUAGUAGUUGGUGCAGGUGGAAACAAGUUUGUGUUUGGUGGUCACAAGGCAGGUCUGUUAGCGGCCGCAUCGGGAGGGAACAAGAAGCAAGCAGGAUCAUCCUCCUCGAAAGUUAAGUCGGCUUCCUGGUUCACGCCGAAAUUCGGAGGCGGAGUGGCGGCGACAGGAUCGUCUUCGUCUUCGUCUUGUUCAGCGGCAGGCGGAUUGCCGCCCGAAGUUGUAAUGAAAGCGGCCAAGAAUGCGGAAGGUACGUGAAGCUAGAUAUUAGGCAGUUUUUUUUUCGUCGUUUUUUUUUUGGCGGUGGGCUGCUAGUCAAGGAUAGUGCCACCUGGAACUUAGAUUUGUCACUUGGAGUUGUGGUAACCCUAAGGGAAUCCAUGUUGACGAGCACUAUUCAUCGAUAAACGAGCGAACGAAAUUUUCAGUAGGUCUGUAGAAAAAUAAAAUAAGAAUAACCACCUGCUGCACUACUUCUUUUUUCGCGCUAGCCACAGAAUAGGCCGGGGGCUUGCUCGUUCUGGUGUGCGAGCUUCCGUACUUAAUCUGUGGUAAAGUAAAUUAGGCAACUACCUCGCUAUGCGGACUCGGAAUGGCAUCUACUGCCAGAGUGCGCACACUGGCGUUGCACAGUACCAGUAGAUCCUGUCAUCAACAAAUUACCUUCGCUGGUGUAGCGCCGGACACAUUGGCUAUUGUAGUAAAAGCACGUACUACUUCGGACUUGCUGAGGCAGCAUUGCCAUUGGUUGGCAUCAGGAGACGCGUCCGUAUGUCGACGCUUCAUUCAACCUGAAACCACGCGCCUCUUGGCGUCUCAAGAAAAUGAAUGCGAAAUAUUGAGCUACGCCUAAUGACACCAGGUACCAAUGCGGAGGAGCGAGACGCAGAUACGUCCGCACCCGCUCCCGACCCGCCGAUCGACAACUCCUCGGCUAGGCCCAAGAGUUCCACCACACUAACAAAAAGCGGCUCCAGUCGGUCGCUGAAAUCCAAACCCGAUAUUCCGAAGCCGUACCCGAAAUGCAGCUUCGAGCAAGCCUACCAGAUCAUCAAGCAGAACUACCAGACCGCGAUCGACGCGAACGCGAUGACGAAACCAAGUCGUGGGGUCGUAACUGCCGGCACUGGAGGUGCAGCAUCUACUUCCUCUUCGUCCAGUGCCUUUACCAACAGCAACACGGGUGGUGGAAGAAUGCCUCCCGCAGAGAAGCUCCUCAGAAACUUGAAGCGCGCGACGGCUGCAAAACCCAUGGCCGCGAAUAGUAAAGCCAUGGGAGCUCGUCCUGCAGCUGCACCUGCAAGUAGAACCAGCGCUGGUGCAUCAAGUUCGUUGCUACCAGGUGGAGGAGGUGGCAACUGCACCACAGCGAUUGCAUCAACUCGGCGGGUCACUGGGAAGGCGAGUAGCGUCCAGCCCGUCGUCUCGAAUGCUGGGGGAGAUCGACGUGACCCGAUCACCGGCGUUUCCAUAGGGGCUAUGAAUCUGUCAGGAUUGAAAUCGUCAAAGUUGAAAUGGUUUGUCAUGCAUAAAAUGCAAGGCAUGACUGAAGUGCCUGUCUUGCUGGGAUGGCAAGUGAGGCAGAUUGUGAGCCUAUUUAGGGUUUGGGAUAGAGCUGCUAAAGGAGCAUGACAAAAGCACUCUUGUGUGCCCAAACAGCAUGACAAAUUGGACUUCGGUGCUCCGAAAAUUUGUAAUGCGCCGCUUGAAAAUUGGUCUUCCAACUGGUAUCCAUUUCAUGCAUGACAAAUUAUUUCAACUUUGCCGAUUUCAAACCUGACGCUUCUAUAGGGGCUGGCACAGCUGUAAAUUCCACACUGAAUCGGCGGUCGUUGUUGAACAGCAAAGCAGCGGGCCACGCAGUUGCAAAGUCCAAAGCAUUUGGAGGUCCUGCAAGUACUAGUCAUGCUGUGCCUAACCGCGGGCGAUCCACUUCGUCUUCAAGAAAAAGCUUGUCGAAUAGAAGUGGUCGCCUUGGAGCGGCUGCUACUGGCGGAGGUCCUCGUAGCACUACACCAGGAGGACAGGAAGUACUAGAGGCUGCACAUCACGACAUGCGGGGCGAAGGGAAGAUGAAAAAACUGCAGACGCAAGUCAGCAACAGAGGUCCACCACAUGGAGACAACUUCGAGCUGUCCUCGCAAGAAGGUGGAAUUGAAGCGAGUGGCAGCACCAGCACCAACGUCGUCUCGCACGUCAACUCGGGGGCAGGGGGGCGUAUUCAUGUGGAACAGCUUGCAAUGGGCAAGGACGUCGUCGGGGAGGUAAAUGGAGGCACCAUGGCCGAUGUUGAGGAAUCGCUAGUCAAUAAAGAUGCCACGACGAGGACAAGAAGGACCCCCAGUGCCAGUGGGAGGACCUAUCGCCCCCAAAUAUCACAAUUGCAACAAAUACCAGCGAAAAACUCAUUCUCCCUGCAGCUUAACCGUGCGGAAACGGUGCCGGUGCUUCCCAAACGUGCGUCCCUGGUCGCAAACUCGCUUCUACCGCAAUUUGCGUUCGGCGCAACUGGCACGCUUGUUGAUCCUACUACAGGCACACCAGCUGCACGACCGACUGGUGGCGUUGCAGGAACGAUGUCGACAAACGACGACGACCAACCAAGGCAGAGGGUGCCCGCGCCCGCGUUUCUGAAAUACACACCGAGGCUGAAUUACGUUGCGGGAAAGAAGGUAAAGGCAACAACGGCUGGCGCUCCAGAUCCUGACAGUGGAAUAAACGCACGGCCUCCGCAACAAGCGGUGCCCGCGCGUGCGAGUUUUUUCGCUAGCAGUACUUCUGCGUCGCACGACGAAAAAUCCCCAGGCACAACGAAGAAUCGUUUCUAUUCUGGUCUCGUGCUUGGCCGCUUGCAGAUGUUCAACGGAGCGUCUUCUGCGAGGCUACUGCGUGUCCCCUCGCAAAGUCCGCCCCCGCCCUUCACCGCUCUUUCGCUGGGACACGUGCAGAGCAUGAAGCGACUCGGAGGUGGGCCGGGAGGAGUUGCUGGUGAUGGUAAAAAAGGAGGAGCGGGCUGUUCUGCUGCAGACAACGCUUGUAGUUUCUCCACAGGCGCAAGCAACUCGGUUACCAGCGACGUAUUCCACCGCGUCAGUGCGCAGAAGGCCGCCGGGGGUCAUCUCAUGUCCUCCCGGAGUCUGUCGCCCCAGAGGCUCCUGCAUGGUGGACAAUUUGGUGGGCAAAAAGAGGUUGCAGCUCAUCUUCCCCAAGUACAACUGGGUGCGAGAGCUCACGCAACGAUUUCUGUUCAAAAACAGCUGAAGAAAGACUUGUCUUCCGUUUUGGAAGAGCAGGAAGAAUCCACACAGUAUGACGAGAAAAAAGUGUUACAAUUAGUUACACAUUUGUUGGGGUUUCUGCAUCACAACUUUUCUCUGUGUGGCAGAAAAAACCGAUAAUGCGAAGAUCAUAAGGGAAAACGAGGCUCCCAAGCAUUUCCUGCAUGAGAGAGGUUGUCUGUGUUGCCGUUCGUGCAACACAAUGUGUAACUGUAGCACUUUUUUCUUGCGAUAUGCAGUCGCGCCUAGGCAGUAAAUCUCUGCUCUCCACCUCGAGUCGGUCGCGGUCGGUCGCGCCCCGAGCGGCAGCUCCGGUUUAUUUGAUAGGUAGUCAUUCUGCUUCGAGCUAUUCGAAGGUUCUUGUCACCUCGUCUGAUGCCACCGCAGGAGUGCCGGUCGUCCAGGAGCCUGAAGACAGCAGGAGGGUUGUUAAGAGCUCUUCUACAGGAGGUGCAGCUCCUGCGGCGAAGAGGGCAACACAGAAAUUGAAGAAACGCGCUUCUUCUACUUCCAGAGCUCCUGCUGCCAACCCGCAGUCCGCGCGAGCCGCAGUUUCAUCGUCUGACGCACCUGCGGGGGAAAAGCACACAAAUGCCUUUGCUCGUGAACAAGAUCCAGAGGUUCUCACGUCUAAGCAGUUGUUUGAGCAGGUCGACGAAUUUAUGCGGAGCGCCAGCCACCUGCACUCCUCGACCACCGAGCCCUUUUCUACGGCCAAGGCCGCCGCGGCCUCCAUUCAGAGCUUGCAGUCCUCCAGCCACGCCCGGUCGCAGUCGGUGCCGCACCCCAACCUUUGCUUCCCGUCGCAUUUUCUCGGCCGCCCGACGGAGGUGCACCGCUUCGAGCGCACUUUAUCGCCGUUCCAACCGAGAAGUUGGUCGGUAGAGCCGCCGAGUGUCGGUGUGGCCGGCUUCGGGUCGGCCGUACGGGUGGUUCUGCAGGGCGAUAUUAAUGCAGGUGGGGGACGAGAUGGAGAUGUUGUUACAACUUUUUUGCAGAACAACCUGAACCGAAACAUAGCAAUGAAUCAGGAAGGGUUGCUGCAGCUACAGGGCAUCAACAAGCAAGGCGCAAUAGGCCGUGAAUUUGAAGGAGAGAACCAGCAGCAAGACGCAGGAACAAUUCAUCUUGCUGGCGGUGAAGAUUUUUCCGCAAGCACGAGUAACACAGGAUCAGGACGAGCCAGCGCUGCCUUGAAAAAAGUGCCUCCGCUUGUUCCGCCGCUUCAGCAGCACCCCGGACUUCUUUUGCUGCCCUCCGCGGUUUGCAGCGCGCGAGCGGCGACUGCGAGUAAUUCCGCGGCGCAACUCCUGAAGAAAACCCCGCGGGGGAUGAACAUUCACAGCUCAUUUAACAAUUCCUCGAAAGAGUCCUCGCGAAACGAAGCCAACAUCAUUUCGACGUCUUGUUCCGCGGCUGAAAAUAGUAACCACGCCAUGCUCGUCACUGAUAAAAACGAAGCCUCUGCGUAUUCAUCGGUGGAGCAGGACUUCUCCUCUUGUUCUGCUCAGGUUCAUCUCCACGGUGGCGGGCAAGAUCAAAAUGAGUCACAAAGCGUCAGGACGCUAUCGAGAAAAGAACAAGAAUGGUCGGCCUCGGAUGAAUCCUCUUCGGCGACUACGUUCAACCUCGCACAGAGUUUCAUCCUGCCCUCGACCUCCGGGACCGGUGCAUCCGAUAACUUCAGCUCGUUGCGACCGCAGCUCAUGCCGGCGCGGAUUGGCGUCGGAGCAAAUGGGAUUACCACGCCGACCAUUCCCGCAAGAGCAGUAGGAAUUGCUUCUACCACACAGCAAGCACAUGGUGCUGCGAGUGACAAGGCCGGGCUGGUGCAGACGGGCGGACCGAGUUCAUCUGGCAACUACGUGCCUGAUAUCUUAGCUACCGCUGGGAUCGAUAUCAAAAACCUCGGUGCAUUUCCUGUGUCGACAAGAACUGCCAUGACUACAGGCGGUGUCGUGAACCACUCCGAGCAGAGAGUAGCAGGCGACGAAUCCUUAGAGAAAAAGGCCGCUGAAGACGAGGAAGGCAAAUGCGGUGCUGUCGAUCAUGAGCAGCAAAUUGAGGGGGCAGAGCAAAUUGAGGGGGCGAGCCACCAAGCGCAAGCCCCUCCCGACGUAGUCCUCGAAGAAGAGCACGACAAUAUCACCGUGAAUAAUGCCUCUACAUACCGCACGGACACGCAGCCGACGAGUCGCAGGCACAGUCAGAUGGACCUUGUAAACGCGCAGCUGCAAGGCGAAAUGAGCCGCGUCCAGGACCUUGGCAUGUUGAACAAAAUGCAGGAAGAGCGACCUGGUGACCACGACCCUGCCGCGGCCAACUUUGCUGCAAAAGCGCCGACUAACAUACCCGCAUUCGGGACCGGUGCUCUCUGGGGACCGCUGCCGGAACUAGCAGCCGUGAAAAACAAGCCCAAGACGCUUCUUCCGGAAAGCGCGCGCGCCGGUCUUUCUCCGGCAGCCAAAAGAGCAGGACCUGGUGCUUACAGUAAUGUUCUGGCCGCGUCUCCGUCCCCGGACAGACGAGCGGUUUUUCAAUUGCAAGCAGCGGGAGGGGCUGCCGCCGCGCAGAUUGCACCUCCAGCACCUCCGCGAGGUGUUGAGUUCGUGAAAAAGACCAAAGGCAGCAGCAUCAGCAGUUUCGCCGCGAAACUUACCCAAGACAAGCUCGGAACACUUCGGUCGGUUUCGGCCGAACGGGUGCUGGAGCAGCCGAAUUUCAGUUUCGAUUUGAACAAGAAUUCGCUCUACACGCCACGCAUCGAGAACAGAACUGCAGGUCGUGGACCACCGCCGCGCUUUCUUCCAGGUGGAGAACAAAUACUUCCCCAGGCCGCGAUAAUUGCAACGUCAUCUGCGUCACCUCAGAGGAAUAAAAUCGACCCGGCUGCUGGUGCAGUCCCGCGUCCCCGCUUCACACAUUUUGUCUCUUCAAAUUUGGUGUUGCAGCACAUCCGCUCUGGUGGAAGUAAGAACACCAAAACAGGUGGAGCGACUGCCGCCAUAAACCUCGGCCCGAUGAACACGUCCAGUUCGUCCUCUUCUUCUUCUUCUUCCGACCAAAGUGUGAACACGGGGAAGCAGAUAUCACAGGAAAAAGUGUUAACGUUAACGGAAUUUGUAAUGCAGCAAUGCAUCACAAAGCGUGCCUAAAUUUGUCAAUGUCAUGCAUAGCAUGCACAUUGGGCUACAUUUGUGAUGCAUGACUGCAAUCUGUGAAAACCGUUAACGUUAACACUUUUUCUUGUGAUAGCAGACUGUCAUUGACGAAAAUGUCAACGUUCCGGUUGUGUUUGUGCCGCCAGCCUCUUAUUCCCUGAAAAUUAACCAUCCCCAUCCAAUUUGUCAUGCAAAACAUGCAGCAAAAAGUGUGUUUGUCAUGCAAAAAGUGGAUGGGGAUGGUUAAUUUUCAGGGAAUACUUCUUCGUCUGAGGGGAGUGUGUUCCACCGAGCUACUACCGGUAUUAGACCGCAGACCGGCCUCAUCGUCCCGACCACUACAUCCACACGACCACCAGCUCCGGGCGCGAAAGCGGAGUGCGGCCACGAGGUGCCGGUGCAAGUUUUGGGUGCAGCUGCUGGUGGAGAUCAACAUCAGCAGCAUAUCACGCCGACGAGCGAUCUCACGGUGGACAUGCAGUUGCUGGAAAAUGAUUUUCAUUCUGAAGAACCCAGAGGAGGACCACACCAAGGUAAAGCGAGCGGUCAUCUUGAUCUUCCCGACGACGACGACGAUUCCGACGAGAUAGGAACCAAAGCGCGACGAGAUUCCGGCCCCGGCGCGGUCUUGAACAGUCAGGUGAUCGAGGAUGACGACGAGGAGAUGUUCAAAAUCAUUGACGUCAUGAACGGGCGCAACAGACUGCAGCCUCUACGCACCUCCGGAUCAUCAUCUUCCGACAAAACCAAGAGCAGGCUCAGCAGCGAAAAUAACCAACAGGCGGUCUCCGGGGCAGCUUCGAGCUCCUCCUCGGCAUCAAGGCGAAUCACUGAGCAAGAUGCUGAAAAUACAGAAGACGGACCAUCGCAUCAAGGUCUUCCGGCUGGGGGCGCCGACGGCGGCAUCGAAAUCGAUCGUUCCGCAGAGCUGCAGGAUAUGGGCCGUGGGCGGUCGGCGCUCUUGCGCAGACUGGUCAACGAGCCGGCGCCGCAUGGACGAAACGCCGCGGCGGCUCUGAGCCCGCGAAUGCAGCAGGAGGGGCCGUUGACCAAUGCCGUGGCACAGUCGGGGAGCGGCGGUGUCGGAUCUUCAAUUGUGGCGGCGAACAUCAACAACAACCCAACGCACCCCCAAGCUGGAGCUGUUACUACAGCCGCGUCGGGGUCAUCUAACAGCAAUCUAGGUCCGAGCUACCACCGGUUGAGCUCGAUAACAGAGGAGCGAUCGGGGAAUACGAGCCGGGCGCAGUCUUCGGGCGUCAACAGUAAGGACGGAUCGCCUGCGACGCAGCCCCGACAGCCGGUGUUGUUGAAUAGAGCUGGUGGUGGGACGAUGGGAGGUGCACCGGGCGGAGCAGUCGUCGUUCCGGGUCUUCAGCCUGCUCUAUCAGCCCGGAUGCAGUUGAAAAUGCUGAACAUUGGUUUGGACUACACAAACAACAAGAACGGCGUUUGGACUGGUGGUGCGCCGAGCGGGAAUAGUAUGCCGCGGGUUGGUGGGGCUGCGAUCCAUGCUUCAGCAGCAGUUGCGUCUUCAUCAUCGAGCCCUACAGGAGAUACAGGAGCAGGGGGAUCUACAGUCUAUCCGUCUGCAAGCGGGGGAGAGAACACAUACAAAAUGCAACCACACCUGCGACCGGACAAAACUCAAGUGGUGAAUAUGCAGAUCAUGCAGCCCUCGCCCGUAGCGCCAACAUCAGAGUCGCAAGCUACGCAAGAAGAGCUCCACGUUGAUCCAGGUGCAGGGGCUGAAAGCAUUGCAAACGCUGCAAACGGGAUAAAUAACCAUGGCAGCGCAGCUUGCUCCCCAGCGGGGACCGUGGUGUCAAACGGGAAUGGACAGCAACCCAGCCCGUUCUCAAUCAGCACCCGAACGAUCGACCUGUACCAGCAGGGCAGAUUGCCGAGCAAGAACGCAUCUGGGCCACGUGUGCUGAACAAUAACGGUGCAGAGCCAGCGAGAGGCAGCGAAGACAUCAAUACGGGUACUGGUGAGAAGUCUGGAAAUAAAGCACCAACAUCAAACGGAGUAGUCGUCCCACAAGGUCAAGGUCCACCAGCACCAGGACCUGCACCCACCACAACAACCAACUUCGGUCAUAUUCUCACGCGGGGCAACAUUCGUCCCGCCGGUGGAAUGUUGACCUCAGCACGGGGAACAAGUGGCAGCUCAUCAUCUUCUGGUGGUUUGAUGAAUAAUGCUGGCGAAAGUAGUUCUUUACUGGCCCAGAACAUCAAUCGAUUUCCUCCUCUAUCCACAGAAAAAAACCCAUCCACAUCCAUUUUUUGCAUGACAGACGCGUGAUCUUAUACGUGUUUUGCAUGACAAAUUGAAUGUGGCUGGGUUUUUUUCUGUGGAUAUCCUCUUUCUGUCUUCCAUUCCAACACGAGCAGUCCGGUGGACAGCUAUCCAAGAAAAAAACUGUGUUAGUGUAACUUUCUUUGGCUGGCAGCAUGACAGAUUUGCUCUACAUGAGAGAGAAAACCUGUCAUGCGUGGCUUGCAAGGGAAAACACAGACACACAUGGAAAGAGGACUUCGUGGUUGUCUGGCAUGACAGGUGUAACUCUCUUGCAUAUUCUGCAUUACAGAGUUACACUUUGCACAGUUUUUUUCUUGCAUAACAGCGAAGUGGAAUUCAAAGCAGGCAGCGCCGUGAGCAGCAACGUCUGGCAGUCCUCCGUGAAUACAGAACUAGCUCUGAAUCAAGCGAGCCGCCGGGCCGAGAUCAUGAAAACCAUUUCCCGUGAGGCAACGAUGAUCAAAGAAAAUGCGAUGCGGGAGGAGGAGCAGCGCCUUGCAGGAGCUUCCUCGGCGGAUGAAACGAGUGGUGCAGCAGCGACAGCUGUGGCACGACGAGCAGAAGGUGACCACAACGUCGUCGCAGCUGCUACCGAGCAGCAACGCCCGCACAGCCGGCCGCCGUCGAAUGCGCUGCUGCAGGACGACAACGAACUCAGUCGGAUUUCGGUGCUGGAAGAGGUACUUGUGAUUCAUGUCUUUGAGGAAGGCUUGCAAUGGACAGAAGCAGAACGACUGUGAAAGGAAAAAAAAUGUUGACAUGCUACUAACUUAACAAGCAAGUUGUAGAGAAACAGAAAAACAAAAACUUUCAUUUGUUCCAUCAUUGAUUCGUUGGUGCUUAGUACGUUUAAGUUGUGGCUCGACAUAAAAACCCAACUCGCAAACAAUCCUCCUUCACAUGGUAAUGGUUCAUCUCCCGGACCACAGGUAUCUGUUGACCAAGGACGGGCGGACCGGGCUCAAUUCCCACUGUCCGACUACCUGCGCACUCCGGUGCAAACGGGUGUAGACCCGGAUAGCAGUUUUUUCUCUACUGCGGAAAACAACAAGCGCCAUGAGAGCCGGAUAUUCAGCACGCGGCGACGAAAUAGCUCGAGAAACACAAACAGCCAGCGUUUAGUAGCCACCGGCGCGUCGGGAAGUAGAGUAUCGGCAGGAGCUGGGGCAGCAACAGCGCGAAUUUCCACUGGAGGUGGUCCCCCUGGUGUACUAGAUGAAAACGAGAGCAGCAGCCGGUUGAACACUAGUACGACCAGUCCGCCGCCUAUGCGCAAGCCCAGCGCGCUGCACAAUUCGUCUUCCUCCAAGAGCCUGAUGCCGCCGCCGCCGAAGCGCAAGCCGGAAAGUUUGCAGCUCGUGCCGGGCAGCGAAGAAAAGCUGAACCGCACCGGUGGCGAGGAUAUUCCCUGAAAAUUAAUCACUCCCAUCCAAUUUGUCAUGCAAAACAUGUAGCAAAAGCUGUGGCUGUCUUGCAAAAAGUGUAAGGGGAUGGCUAAUUUAGAGGGAAUAGAGGACAUCCGGCAAAUAGCGGAUGCGGUGCUCCGCGAACAUGGUAUGCUUGGAGGAGCAAAUAGUACGAAUCAGGAAAACCAAUACCAAAACAACGGUAAAAAUAUUUCUUCUAGGCUGUCGUCCUCCUCCAGCCGGCAGAGCGGUAAUUACAUGAUCAAAAACCGCGUUUCAACCUCUUCAACUGGCGGCGGACCAGCUGGUUUUCCACAACAUCUCACGAGCGGACCACCACCCGCGGGUCCGCCGCGUUUGAGCACACGUAGUUCCGCGAGUUUGCACCGAAAAAGCGUGAACACACCCAAUUCGAAAUCGAUGAACAGAAACAAAUCGAUUUCCUCUGGCUCCCCAGGACGGGGUGGGGCACUUUCUGACAACUCCUCCGCAACUACGCCCGAUCUGGAGAGAGGGGCAAACUUUUCCUCGAGAAGAAAGGCCCCUUUGGACACGGGACUGAACAAACGGAUGACGGUGACAUCGCAGGAUGGAAGUUGUCCGGAUGAAAAUGCAGCGGGUUUUUGUGAGGAGGAAUUUGGUGAGUCCGAAAUUCUAGGCGGCAGAAACCACAUCAACCACGUGCCGAGGCAGCGGAUACCAACGACAGUACUUUUGUUUUUAGGCUUGUUGCUUUUUCUUUUCAUUGGGAAAAAUUGAAAGUGCGGGACUGUUUUGGUUUUACAAAACUGCAUUAAGUUUUGUUGUAGCCACCUGCAAGUUCUUUCAUCAGUCGAGAUUGAAAGAGGUGAAAUAACGCUGCAUCAAAUGAUUAACUCUAAUAUCACCAGCCACCGAACGAAGAAGACAUCAGGCCGGACGGGGCCGCUCCUGGCUCCCCCGAGCAUUCGCAUGAUGAUGGGCGGCCUUUCAGCAGUGUCCGGACGAGUAUGGGGACCUUCUCACUAACGAAGUACAACCAACAGAACCUCCGCGGUAACUUCACGACGCAUCAUUUGUGAGCACAAGUACCGCGAAACGACCUCCUCCAAAGUCCUUGCUUUUCAGCGUUAUGCAAAAUGUAAAUGUAUGUAUGAAGAUCUAGAUCUUUUUCUUUUUCAGGUAGCAAUGUAUACCUUCUUCGCUUAUUUAGAACUUCAUGUCCAGUUGUCCCUUUGCGCAAAUUUUCAAUGCCACACCGCUAGAUCCAAUCGAGCUGACGUUAUCGAUGUCGCCUCACGACACCGAAGGCGCAUCAGCGUCUCACGAUGGUUCAUUCAAAAUUAAAAUUUUAUUUCUCUUAGCUCUACCUCCACGGUUGCUAGCUUCAUCGGAGCUUACUACAUAAUGGUAUGCGACGGGUUUUCGCCCGCUCACCGUCACCUUCAAACACAGGCGGGUGUGCAAGUCUCAUCGUCUUUCACAUUCUUGCAGAACUACAAGAAGUUGCACGCGAUCUGGAUCUCUGUAACUUUAGGGCAUGGAUCCUCGUCCAGGGCACGGAAACAGAAGCGCUAUAUUUUCCGACAUGCGUGCUUCACGUGUCCAAGGCCCGGAAGAAGUCCUUUUUCGUCUAGCUUCACCUUUUUGAGCAACAUCACUUGUGCUGUAGUAUGUGCUGAACAUCAUCAAUGCAAAUGCAUGAUUGAAAUGAAAGUUUUCAGAAUGAACGUUGAAGCGGAAAACUGACCUGCUACUUCGGCACUACAUUGUCUGCUGCAGUCCUCAUCCUAAAAGGUACAUUGCCUUGGAGGCGAAGCAGGCACGCUGUAGUGUAUUCUACGUCGGUUUUGUUUCCUUCGUCUUCUAUCUUGGUGAAUGUGAAAAAGUAG
Amoebophrya sp. A120 is the source of this 17120-nucleotide messenger RNA. Lineage: Eukaryota; Dinophyceae; Syndiniales; Amoebophryaceae. The record is from the annotation of a GenBank genome assembly.